Prorocentrum cordatum is the source of this 1596-nucleotide messenger RNA. The record is from the annotation of a GenBank genome assembly. NCBI's taxonomy places the organism in Eukaryota, Dinophyceae, Prorocentrales, Prorocentraceae.
AUGCGAGUGGUGCUCUGCAGCUUCGCUGCGCUGUUCGGCGGCGUCUACGUGUGGCACGCCCUGGCGGCCAGCCUCGUCGGGAGCCUCGUCGCCCUCACUCUGCAGGAGUUUCUCGGCGCGUACGUGUGCAUCAUCAUGGCCUUCGCCGUCGUGUCCUUCAGGCGCCUGUUGCACUCCGUUGCCCAGGACGACACCACCAGCUCGCCAGUGGUCGUCUCCGCCAGCGCCUUGGGGGACGCCGCGUGGGCCCGCGCCCUGGCGAUCUGCCUCGGCCUGCCGGCGCUGCCCGCCCUCCUGGCCGCGUCCUGCGCCAACCAGGCCGUGCGCCGCCUCCGCGGCCGCGCGGGCGCGGGCGGCCUCGUCACCGACCGCGUCGCGUCGGCGCUGGGCAGGUGUUGGAGCUCCGAUUGGCUGCUGCUGCUACCGUGGGUCUACCUGUGGUCGUUAGCCCUGGUGGUGUCCAAAGUGACGCCAGUGCUCCUCAACGUCCUACUGGUCUGGCUGAGGCAGGUGAUGAGCUCGUGGCCCUACCCGCCCGUCGUGCUCGGCGUCUUCUGCCUCGGCAUGGUGCUGUUCCUCCUGCCGCCCGUGCCGGGCCCCCCGAUCUACAUUUUCGCGGGCAUGGUGAUGUCGCAGAAGUGCCCGGGUGGGUUCUGGCAGGGCGCCCUGAGCAGCGUCGCGCUCUGCUUCGCCCUCAAGCUGUGCGCCUGCGCCGUGCAGCAGAAGGUGCUCGGGGAGCUGCUCGGCGGCGUGCACGCGGUGAAGCGGGCCGUGGGCGUGCACAGGCCGUUCGUCCGGGCGAUCGAGCUGAUCCUGCGCUCGGAAGGCCUCUCCUUCGGCAAGUGCGCGGUGCUGUGCGGCGGCCCAGACUGGCCCACGUCGGUGCUGGCCGGCAUCCUGAGGCUGUCGCUGUGGCAGUGCCUGCUGGGCACGUGCCCCGUCUGCGGCAUCAUCCCCAUGAGCAUGACCGGGAGCUUCCUGAACAAGAGGCACCUAGACGAGCGGUGGUACAACGCGGGCAACCUGAUGUUCUACGUCACGCUGCUCGUGUCCGUCGUCUUCUGGGCCGGCUCCGCGUGGGCUGUGCAGGAGGCGUUCGACCGGCACGGCGAGGCCCUGCGGUCGCCGCGGGCGGACUGCGUCCACCUGGACUGGCUCGACCACCGGGCCGCCUUCGUCGCGGAGCGCUCCGCGGUGAAGUGGGAGGAGAGCUGCCGGGCGCCGUGCGCGGCCUGUACCUGCUCGGGGCCCUCGUCGCCGUGCUGGUGGCGGACGACCUCCUCUCGAUCGCGGGGGGCGCCUGCUUCGGUCCCGUGCAGGUCACCGCGAGCCUCGGCGAUCUGCAGUGGCUCGGCCCCGAGGGCAUCGUGCGGCCCCCGGGCGCCGCCGGGCUCGCGGCCGCGCUGGAGGUCGACCCGCACGAGGCCGCAUGGAAGGAGCGCCGCCUCCAGGACCGAGGCGCACGAGGCGGCAGCGCAGCAAAGCCUGCGCGGCGGCGAGGCCGCCGAGGGAGGCGCCUCCGCCCAGCCCCUGCUCGGCGUGGAGCUGGCGGGCCUCCCGCCGCACGCCGGGCCCCGCGGGGCCGCGACUCCCUGA